AACUAUUGACAGCGUCGAAAGAGCUGACAGCAGCAACAAGCAAUAAGCAACAACAUAUAGAGAGAGAGGGAGAGAGCGAGCCAUAUAUAGUUUGACAUUUGUUGAUUCUGACAAACGUUUAGUCGCAGCACCUAAAAGGAAUCGAAGAAAAUAAUAGUCCGGAUUGCCAAAUUUUACACGGUCGUUUGGAAUUUGUGUUAAUUUAAAUAAAAGUUGUUGAAAUUAAAAAUAGGAAUCGUAUAUCUACGCGACGUGCACGUUACCUGGCUGUGUAUGUGUGUUAAAUGUGCAGGCAAUUCGGCGAGCCACAUGCGUUAAUUUGACAGUUGCGUGCAGCUGUCUCGUCGCCUUCUUAUUGGUGUUAUCCGAUUCGAUUCUGUACUAUCCGAGAUUCCCUCAAAAAGUGUCAAAAGUGCGUUUUUGUGUUUAUUUUUGGAAUUCAAGUGUUUGCUGUUUUGUACAGGCCGCGCAAUAGGCACCAAUAAGAGCCACGUUCCUCGUGUUUACUGCUUAUGCGAUUUGAUCAAAUUUAGUGUUGAAACGAAAGAAAGUGGCAUUGAAGUGGUAAUUUGCAGUGCUGUGCUGUGCUGUGCUGUGCCGUGUGAUACCGAACGUCAUCGCAAGUGCUCCUGCUCGCUACUGAUUACCGUGACAAAAACGCCUACGGCAACGGAAGCGGUGAUAACAACAGCAGCAGCAACAGCAACAGCUAUACAAGAGCAGUUGCUUCCGUGUGUGUUAUUUAACAAAGGUGAAAACAUAAAAUCGUCACGGUGGAGAACUUCUACCUUAGAAUGGAUCCUACGCGAGGUGACUCGCGCUACAACCUCAACUAUCCUAUGAGCGGCAUCGGCCUAAGUUUGGCCGACCAAGCCGACAUAUAUGGUGGCAAUCCUGCGGCUGUUAGUGCGCUCGGCGGUCGUCCACCAUCAGGCGGCCUCAUACAGCCAAUGGGCGGUGGUGCAGGCGUAGGAUUCAGUUCACGUUCGAGCGGUCUCAUGCCCAACAGCACACAGUGUCAAUCCCUGGUCACUGGCACAGGCAACAGCACUGGCGGCAAUACGAGUCAUCAGCGUGGCAUCAAGCGUGCUGGCUCCGAUUGCUAUGAAGAUCAUCAUCGCAGCAGUAGUGCUGCGGGCAUGUCAUCACAAUCGCUGCAAGGACUCGACUGUGUCGGUGGCAGUGGACAACAAAGUGCACAACAGCAACAACAACAGCAGCAGCAGCAACAGCAGAGCCAAGUGAGUGGCAAUGUGCCCGACGUGGUGGAUGACAGUUACACAGCGUUACAAAACAAGAAAUCACCUCCUGCCAAUGGCAAGAAAACAAAAGGGCGAGUCAAAAUCAAAAUGGAAUACAUCGAUAAUAAAUUACGUAGAUAUACGACAUUUUCAAAACGCAAAACUGGCAUCAUGAAGAAGGCGUACGAGCUUUCCACGUUAACUGGUACCCAAGUGAUGCUGUUAGUCGCCUCAGAGACUGGGCACGUUUAUACGUUCGCCACCCGCAAAUUACAACCAAUGAUCACAUCAGAGGCUGGUAAACAACUAAUACAAACAUGUCUCAAUUCACCAGAUCCGCCGAGUGUGGGCGGUGGUGAUCAACGCAUGUCAGCGACUGGCUUCGAAGAGACCGAAUUAAGCUAUAACAUAGCGGACGAGGACUCAAAAGAAGAUAGAUCACCCCUCUCUUCGGUCAAUGAUUCGGACGAUUCAUCCGAUGCCGAAUCACCAGCACCCGCCAUGCAAAUAACCAAAAACAAUCCUAUGCCCGACGUGAGCGCACAGGAUAGCAGCAAACAACAAACAGCGAGCACUUCCGUCGCUGCGGCGAAUGCGGCUAAGAAUAUUGUUUAUGCCGCCGUUGCCGAAGAUUUAACGCCCAGCUCAACAGCAAUGGGAGAAACGAAACUAAAGCACAGCACAAAUGCACAGCAUGAGAAGGAAGUCACGACGUCUGCGCCAACGUCAACAACUGAGGGCUUAACCUACUCGGCUGCCUCUCUAUCUAGUCUGCCACAGGAGAUGCUGCUGAAAUUAAUACAAUCUGGUCACUUGCAGUUGCACACUGAAGAAGAUGGCAGCGGGCAACAGUACAUUUCAAUACCGUUAUCAAUGAAUGCUGGCCAAACAUUGAAGUCCACGAAGGAUGCACACACCAGAGCUGGCAAUCUGGAGGCCAAGGAUAUGCGUUUAAAGGAUGUGAAAUCGGAGCAGAAAUCGGCAAAAGCUGCAUCAGCAGCAGCAGCAGCAAGUAGUAGUGCUGCUGCGUCAACUGGCUUGAUGAUAAAGCAAGAGCUUGAAUGAAUCUACUUGAUGCUUGCCGCAAAAUAAAUAAAAGUGAAAAAAUAGUUGAAACAGUUUUAAAAAUUGAGUUACAGUGUAAGGAAAAAGAAGUAUGAGAAUUUGCUAGAUAUGUACGAAUAUACGUACAUAAAUAUGUAUACACAGCAUAUAAGUGUUCCUAAAUUAUUGUCAAUGAUACGAGAGAAGGCAGAAGCAAAAAUCAACCACUUGGAAACCGAGGAACUUGGAUAAAAAAGUUAUUGUUAAACAGUUUUGUUACUUUCUUCUUGUGUUUCGAGGCCAAACUUAAUAAACAUAAAUAUUUAUACUUAUACCUAUUACCAUAAA
Anastrepha obliqua is the source of this 2633-nucleotide messenger RNA. RefSeq names its product serum response factor homolog (gene bs). Gene Ontology annotation, molecular function: protein dimerization activity; DNA-binding transcription factor activity, RNA polymerase II-specific; RNA polymerase II cis-regulatory region sequence-specific DNA binding. The transcript is spliced from 4 exons. Bases 795 to 2306 code for a protein of 503 amino acids. Gene Ontology annotation, biological process: positive regulation of transcription by RNA polymerase II. NCBI's taxonomy places the organism in Eukaryota, Metazoa, Arthropoda, Insecta, Diptera, Tephritidae. The record is from RefSeq and is a predicted model, not a curated record.